This is a messenger RNA of Callithrix jacchus (white-tufted-ear marmoset), 2940 nucleotides long. The record is from RefSeq and is a predicted model, not a curated record. NCBI's taxonomy places the organism in Eukaryota, Metazoa, Chordata, Mammalia, Primates, Cebidae.
CUCCAACCAUGCCUGCAGGUGCCAUCCCCGCUGUGCCCACUCUGCCGCCUGCCCUUCGACCCCAAGAAGGUGGACAAGGCCACCCACGUGGAGAAGCAGCUCUCAUCCUACAAAGCGCCCUGUCGAGGCUGCAACAAAAAGGAAGCCGGCCCAGGCGCCUCCCUCCCCUCCGUCUUCAUCUCUCCCUUCCCAUCGUGAUGACUGAUGGGGGCCAGCCGGUGGGUGCAGCACCAUUAGGGCCGCCUGGCCUGGGCCAAGGGAACCCAUGUGGGUGGUGGCCAGUGAAGGGAUGGGGCCUGAGCUGAAACCUUCCCAUGCAGCCUUCCCCUGCCAGCUGAUACCGGGACAGCACUGGGGACUCCAAGGUCACCAGGGCCACAGGCAGAGUCAAGGACAUAUAAGGGCCGAGCACCAUCCAGCUGCCAGCAGUGCCAGAGCUGGGCAGGUGGGCGCCGCCACACCACAUCAGAGCAGCCCAAGGGCCUGCCACUUGUCAUGGGCCUCAGUGGCCCCCAUUCUCUGUCCUGCCCUGGAGCCUGGCCUGUGCCCCACAGCCCUCCCUAGCACACUCACCUCAGGGUGGGGAGGCCCCAGCUAGUGGCUGUUUCUUUCAGCGGCUUCCGAGGGACUGAGCGGUUAUAAUUGGUUUUGAAUUAUUUCUCACACUGCCGCGUCUCAGGUUAUUAAGCUCUACAAAGUACUCACACUGGAACGCGGCCACUCGGGGCCUUAUCCUCAAGGUCAGAGGUCCAGACAUCCAGAGGCUGCCCCAGAUUCCAGAGUGGCGAGGCUGAGCAGGCUGUGGUCUCAGGUGCUUGGGUACCCCGUCUCCUCCCUGCUCAGCGUUCCUCUCUCCUGGGCAGACAGACAGGAUCAGAACGGGUCACAUGCAGAGCGGCCUCCCCACACCACAGCGGUCGAUUCUCUAACCUGGGUCUUCUCGCGCAGCUGUGUCUCCCGGAACCUUGCCGGGAGGGGAUGUGGCGCACCCCUCAGAGUCCAGCAGCCCUGGGCAGAGCUGGGUGUCAGGCUUGUGUCCAGGAGGACCUCGGGCACCUGCAGUCUGGCAGCCUGUUGCCCUGGAUGUCAGGUGGGCUGUUGGUGGAGGAUGGUGCCGUGUCCCAUGGAAGGAUUCUCAGCCUGCCUCUCAGUUCCACGGAGUGUCUGCCCCAGCUUGGGGCAUGUGCUGAGUGGCAAGGCUUCGUGGCCUCCACUUGGCUGCUUCCUUUUUCUGGAGCAUGUAUGUGAACCACGCCGAGCUCUGCCUCCCCCAGGUGCCAGAGACAGCCUUGCCUGCCUCCCGCCGCCUUCUCAGGCCAGGUUCUGCCCUCGGCCAGACCAUCCUCCGGUGACCUGCUUUUGGCCAUGGAGUAGCGACUGCUCCGUGCCUGUGAUCUAGCAGGGAAGGACCGGGUCCCCUCUGCUGGCAACACAGCUGCUUGCUUGCAGUUUUCUGGUCCUGGACACCUGAGGUCUCGGCCUUCCCAGGACAGCUCUUCCAUAUCCUCAGGACUGCCUUGCCCUCCUGCCCUGUCUCCUAGGUGACCCUGGCAAAGAUGAGAGGGCACAUUUCCUCCUGCCUGAAGGUCCAGGAGCAGAUGGCCAACUGCCCCAAGUUCGUCCCCGUGGUGCCCACAUCCCAGCCCAUCCCCAGCAACAUCCCCAACAGGUCCACCUUCGCCUGCCCGUACUGUGGUGCCCGCAACUUGGACCAGCAGGAGCUGGUGAAGCACUGUGUGGAAAGCCACCGCAGCGACCCCAACCGUGUGGUAUGCCCCAUCUGCUCGGCGAUGCCCUGGGGGGACCCCAGCUACAAGAGCGCCAACUUUCUGCAGCACCUGCUGCACCGGCACAAGUUCUCCUACGACACCUUUGUGGACUACAGCAUUGAUGAGGAGGCUGCCUUCCAGGCUGCCCUGGCCCUGUCUCUCUCUGAGAACUGAAAGGGGCAGCACAGCCACCUGCCCCUGUCUGGGGUCAAGGAUGCCCCUGCUCGAGGGACAGGGCUGGGCUCCUGUGUCACACCUGGCAUCUCCUCAGGAGCACGCCUCACCGGCCCAGGAGGAGCCUGCACCUGUGCAGGAGGGGAGACGGGCCAGCCGCCUAGACCGCCAGAGCAGGGCCACCUGGUCCCGCCAGCGUCGCUGGCUCAUUCGGUGCUUCUGGCCAAGCAGGCGGCCUCCUUGGGCAGGGCUGGCCGCUGGGACCUGGAGCAGUCGCUGUCUCUUCAAAGCCAUGAUGCCCCCGCGUGGGAAGAAGGGACCAGUGGUGUCUGAGCUGCACCCGGCAGUAGAGCCAGGAGGAACCCCAGCUGCCGCCCUGCCCGCCCCGGCCCCGCUUCCACCUUGCGCAUUUGGUACUGGCUUUUGUGAUACUUAGGAAUCCUGGCAUCUUUUCUAUACGAUCCGGUGUGAUAAUCUUUUCACAUUUUAUAGAGCAAAGACAGAGCAGUGACUCUUCAUACUGCAAUAUCUGUGUUUGACUAGGGAUAAUAGUAUUUUUAUGGAACAUUUACAAAAUUAUAUUUUUUAAAAGAAACAAAACAAGCAUUGUGGGAUUGGGGCAAGGAGGAAAGGAGCAGCGGGGCCUGCUGGAGCUCAGGCGAGCCUCAGGCCUGCCCGGGCCACCCAGCCUGUCUGGGUCCUUGAGGUUUGCGUGUUUCUCUUUGAUAACCGGAAGAAAUCCCAGCACCCCAGGCACCUGCAGCGGCUGCUCCCAGGAGAGGCAGGGCCGGCAGAGCAGGGGCCCCUCCUGACCUCAGCCCACUGUCACCUUCCCAGCUGACUGUGCCCCACUGCCCGAGGGGACUUGGCCCUAGCGGUGCGGCGCUCCAGGGCCUGGCCGGGGCCUGCGUGGUGGGCCGGGCAACGCGUCAGCACUCUUUUCUGUUCUUGGCAUUAAUUGUUGCUGUCUUUUUUUAAAAUAAAAGUUUAAAUAAAA